CUUGAAGCGGCGGUCACAGUUUUCAAUAUGGCGGAGGGCUACGGCGGAAAAUGAGGAGGGGAGGAUCGUUGCGCCUAACUGCUCACAUUCCGCGGUCCUUUAGAUGUAUUUAUACGCAGAGAUAAUUUUAAUGUACUUGUUUUUGUACUGUCACGCCUGGGGGACAGUUAUCGCUCUGUAAUAUCUGUUUAUUCAGCGAGAAAGUUGGGAAGUUGAGACUAGCUCGCUUGCUAGUCCGCUAUCCGCCGAACUUGUGCAGCAGUUGGCAAAAUAAUCCCUGCUGCUAACCGAACCUACUGCACGGAGGAUAGAUAGAUAGAUAGAUAGAUCAGCGAGCUAACGGAAUUACCAGCAGGUUAUCUCGGUAAACAGAGUCCUGUUACUUCUUUUGGACGCAGCGUGUCAAGACAGAAGAAGCUGGAGAACGUUCAUACGGCUGUCACAGUGGUCUAGCUGCUGUCUUUUCACUACCACGUCUCGCUGGAUCACUAGCAGAAUAGAUCACAGUACAGCCUGGGUCGGCAGGGAUUCUUAUCUUAGCUCGAGUUAGCCAACAGCUAAACAAGCAGGAUUUUAUUUAUUUAUCCAUCUAACCUAACUAACCUAGCUAAAUUAAGUUACCUAGUAUCGAGCUGGAGUAUUUAAAGCGGUUUAAAUCACGGUUUGUUUGUAUUCGCGUGUGAAACCUAAGGCAGCUUGAUUACCCAGGUUAAGUAGCUUAGACGUAGCUAGAGUCUGUUUUCGGCAUCUAGUUAGGGUAACGUUAAUUAACUAAUACUGGAACCUGUUUUUUUUGGAUGGUAUGGUAAACCUGACAGAGAAAUAGCCACAGUGGUCUCUUCAUCAGCUCGUUGUGACCUUCUGCGGGUCUAGAAAACAUUUGGAUUUCUUUGGCUGGCUGACAUUUGGCUGCCUCAGCAGAAAACAUGGCUCGCCACUCUCCUGUCCAGAGAGGUCUUCCAGGGAUGCAGAAUUUUAAAGCUGACCCAGAGGAGCUGUUCACCAAGCUGGAGAAGAUCGGAAAGGGCUCAUUUGGAGAGGUGUUUAAAGGAAUAGACAAUCGUACACAAAAAGUGGUGGCUAUUAAGAUCAUUGAUCUGGAAGAGGCUGAGGACGAGAUUGAAGACAUUCAGCAGGAGAUCACAGUCCUGAGUCAGUGUGACAGCCCCUUCGUUACAAAGUAUUACGGAUCAUAUUUGAAGGGUACAAAGUUAUGGAUUAUAAUGGAGUAUUUAGGAGGAGGAUCAGCAUUAGAUUUGCUGGAGCCCGGUCUGCUGGACGAGACCCAAAUUGCUACAAUUCUCAGAGAAAUCCUCAAAGGGCUGGAAUACUUGCAUUCAGAGAAGAAAAUACACAGGGACAUUAAAGCUGCUAACGUGCUGCUGUCGGAGCAGGGUGACGUGAAGCUAGCUGAUUUUGGUGUGGCUGGCCAGCUUACAGAUACUCAGAUCAAGAGAAAUACGUUUGUGGGCACUCCGUUCUGGAUGGCACCGGAAGUCAUAAAACAGUCAGCUUAUGACUCAAAGGCAGAUAUUUGGUCGUUGGGUAUUACGGCGAUAGAGCUGGCUAAAGGAGAGCCCCCCCAUUCUGAGCUGCACCCCAUGAAAGUUUUAUUCCUCAUCCCAAAGAACAACCCUCCAACUCUGGAGGGAAACUACUGCAAACCACUGAAAGAGUUUGUAGAAGCCUGCCUGAACAAAGAGCCAAGCUUCAGGCCUACAGCCAAAGAGCUGCUGAAACAUAAGCUAAUUGUACGUUACGCUAAAAAGACCUCGUACCUCACUGAGCUGAUCGACAGGUACAAGAGGUGGAAGGCUGAGCAGUGUCGAGAUGAGUCCAGCUCAGAGGAGUCUGAUUCGGAACAAGAUGGGCAGGCAACUGGUGGAAAUGACUCUGCAAAUGAUGACUGGAUCUUCAAUACAAUUCGAGAAAAAGACCCGAAAAAGAUCCAGAAUGGAGUCGCACAGCCCUUAGAAUUGGAUCACAACAAGGUACAGGGCAGUCCACAGAGGCCUUUGUCCCAGAGCUUGUCGACCAUUAUAUCUCCACUGUUUGCAGAACUCAAACAGAAGGGAGGGGUGAGUAACGGAAAGCCAGAGGCAGUGGAAGAGUUGAGGGAGGCCAUAUUCCUGGCUGAAGAGGCGUGUCCAGGCAUCUCGGACUCUAUGGUGACCGAACUAGUGCAGAGACUGCAGAGGUUUGCAGUUCCGAGGGCCUCCUCUCACUGAUUUUGCUGCUGUGGGUUCUCCCCUCUCUGCCUCCUCUUCAACUCUCUCUCACACUCACCCUCAGCCUCCAGCUGCGGCCUGCACUCUCUUCUGUUAAUCCUGGUUUACAUAUCGGGUGAGCGGCUGAUGCUGUGGAGGGCUGGAGGAGGACGCUCUUCGGAAGGCCCGGUGGGGUCGGCCUCCAUCAGAAACCUCCUGCUUGCAGAGCAGUGGGUCGGUUGCACCAGCUGUGCAGGUUCUUUCCAUACUUUAUGUUUAACGUGUGACAUUCAAGUCUUAAUGAAACUGUUUUAUUCUUAACUAACAUGCGAGUCCAAUUGCAACAUGAAUAUUUGGUGAUCAGUUUGUUGUAAAGUUAUUAGCUAGUUUUUUUUUGUUAAAUCCAUUUUAAUUCACUAUCCAAAAGAAAUGGCUGGUUAACAUUGUACUUGGUACCAUGCUUCAUGUUGUUAGGUGCAAUCGAUAGAGAGGUAGUUUAUUUUAUACUAUAAAUGUUUUUUUUUUAUUAAGUUUAGUUUAGUAUUAUUCUUAAGUCAGAUGUCUGAUUUAGACAGAACUUGGAUAGCUGGUGCAACCCAGACAAAGCUCCCUCUCAGAAUGUGCAGUAUGUGAGGCCUUUAUGAGGUGUGUUCAGCCCCAGUUUGUGUGUGUAUGUGAGUGUUUGAGUGUAAGCGAACGUCGUAUGCAUGUAUGUGUAGAUGUAACAGUGCUGUAGUAGGGUUCCUUUUUAAACUCAGGUAUUCUGCUCUCAGUGGCUGGAGUCUUACAGCAGACUGGGCCUUCUCAGCUGGGUGUGUAAAAAUAUGUGUACAUAGUCUCUCCUUUUUACAGACAAGUCACAGAGGUACGCUGAAGAAAACACUGUGUAAAAAUGGCCAAUUGCUUGUGUAGAUACUGUUUGUGAAGAUGUACAUGUUAAAUGGCCAUCACUGAGAUUGCCUUGCCUUUAGUAUUUUUUUUCUUUUCUUUUUUUUUUUUGGCUUUUUUAAAAUAAUUUGAUUUUCUGUGUUAAUAUUUUAAUGGAUUUCGCAAAAAAAAAAAUGCAGCCAUUAGGCUCCAUCGUCAUUCUCUCUUCAGUGUUCACAGUGCCAUUCAUACAUUUAUACUCGCCAAUUGUAGGUGUCACCAUCUGCCAUCCUUUCAUUGCUCCACUUAUUAUUACAAGUCAUGCCAUUGCACAGUACUGUUUUCUGUAAAUCAGGGUCCACAUUCCUUAUAGAUGUUUUUUUGCUGGAAGUUCUAAGCCCAUCUUUUGUUUAUAUCAAACACAAAAUCAAUCUGCUUUUUCUUUAAAUACUAUUCCUCCUGUUUUUCAGGCCAAUUCCUUAGAAAUCCAGUCUCUUUUUUUUAUUUAUGAACUAUUCAUCCUCAGCAAACUCCUCAAGUCUUCCUGGAAACUAAUGGUACCAAGUGUACCAGCAGCUUGAAUUGCACUUAGAUAACUGCCUUUUAACGACGAGAGUUAGCCAUAAAGAUAUAAUUUAAGCAUGAGGUUUGUAGACUGCAGUCCACAAUAUCCUGUACACUCUGCUAAAGCAAGCAGAGCUACAGGACCUACGCUAAUGAAUCUAGCGUGUUAAUAAGCAUAUCACUUUGGUGCAUUUUAUUAUAAUAUCAGUUCAUCAUAAUUGUACGUUUAGGAAAGGUAGCAAAAGACUAGCAGUUCAGUUCAGUUUAGCACCAGUUGAAUUCAUGGCAGAUUCCCUUUCCCUCUCUAGAUGACCUCCAUUGUGUUGUAUCCCAUAAUUGGGUGCUAACGUUGCUUAUAUUCGCAUUCUUUAAUGUUAGUCUCAUAAUAGUAUUGCUAGCUUGCAGCACGAACACCUGAGCCAAGCAGAUGCACUUUUGGACAAAUAGCUACAUUUAUACAUUUUUGGAGCUUAAAAUGCUGUGGCAUUAAACACAAUUAUGAAUUUUGACUAUUUGUGUCCCCUAAGUUGUGCUAAAAGCCAUUUCAGGACUAAUCUAAGCUGCUGGCAGUAAGAUAAAGCAGUAAACGCAGCACCACAAAGGACUGUGUGUCUGCUUUUGGAUUAGUUAAAAAAAUAACAUUAUGAUGCAGUUAACUUGCAGUUUUAUUGUGCUUACAGGUGAUAUUAUUUUUAGAGUACAGAUGGAAAAUUGGUAUUAAAGGAAUAGUUUGUCUGGAAAAAAAAUGUUCCUUUGGUUGGGGAUGCUAGGCUGGGCUAGGCUAACAAAUACUGGCCCAAAACUUACCAAUUUCCUCUCCAAAAAAAAUCGAUAUGUACUAAACAUGUGGAAAAAAGUAGCCUUGCAUCUCCAGUCUAAACUAUAGAAGCAAAUGACUGAUAUCAAAAAUGUAUUGAACUCUGCAUCUGAAGUAAUUAAAAUACAUUCAUUCAAUUUUUACCAGACUAUUCCUUUAAUGUCACUUUGUUCGAUUUCACAGCAAUAUCUUGGAUGUUACGCUAGACAGUUUUUUAGGUGUCAAGUAUUUUAAAUAAGACUGUUCUUUGCCACAAUGGUAUUAACACUAAAUAUUUUAAUUUGAUCCUUUUCAUGGACACUUAUAUAUGUUAAGCGGUUUCAAACAUUAAUGUUGUUCCGCCCCCGCCCCCACCCCACCCACAGCUAGCUCUGCCUUUACUACAUACAUUUUCAAACCCUGCAAGUAAAACUCAAUGUCCUGUUCACUGCUAUAGUUGUUUAUCAUAUGUUACCCUGUCUGCCCCUUUUGCAGAUCCCCUGUAAUGAUAUUUGCACCUUGUCUGUUUAGAACCUGAAUGCGUCGCACUUUGUAACCUGUCCUUUACAGUUCAACGAGAAAUAACACAACAGUUUUUUCUGUCCUUCAUCACUGCAACUGUACUUCUCUGCUAAAAUGGCAAUAAAUUAGUCAGGUCAUCAGGUUUCUCAGCACAGAUAUAUUCUAUGGAACAGAAUUCAAUAUUUUUAUAAGUGUAAAGUGCAGUAUUGUCACAAAUAAAUAAAAAGUGUUAUGCUAAUUAUGAUUUUAAAACAAUGUAAAUAUAAUUUGUCAUCAAAUACUGAGGUACUGAAUUCCUUGCAAGCUUUUGAGCGAUUUCAGUAAAAUAAAACUACUUAAAAUAAAA
Astyanax mexicanus (Mexican tetra) is the source of this 5302-nucleotide messenger RNA. RefSeq names its product serine/threonine kinase 24a (STE20 homolog, yeast) (gene stk24a). The transcript is spliced from 11 exons. The coding region runs from base 927 to 2228 and encodes 433 amino acids. Gene Ontology annotation, molecular function: protein kinase activity; ATP binding. The record is from RefSeq and is a predicted model, not a curated record. NCBI's taxonomy places the organism in Eukaryota, Metazoa, Chordata, Actinopteri, Characiformes, Acestrorhamphidae. Gene Ontology annotation, biological process: protein phosphorylation.